UCUACCUCGAUCUUAACCUCUUCUCUUCAUCGCUCUUCUCUUCUUCGCUCUUCUCUUCGUCGCUCUUCUCUCCGCCGCCCUCCAUCGUCACUACUUUUGGAUUUUUACUACUACGCUUCUAGUUGAACAACACCUUUGCUUUCUCUGAUCGCCGUUUCAGUAUGGAUCACAGGUGCUAGGAGCGUUGCGAAAAUCGUUUCCCAUGAUACGAUGAAUACAAACAAUCAAUGAGCCUACAUAGAUUGUUCCGGCGUACGAAAACAAGGUUUGAACACUCAGGAUUUUUUGCAAAGAAAACUGGAGGUGUUUUUAGCUCUAAAACGACGUGAGGAAUGUGUAUGAACGUGUAAGUUCAUCUGAUGUUGCAAAGCACAUGCCAGCUUACUUAUAAGGAAGGAUUUGUUAUGUGUUAAGUGUGCCUUAAUGGACCUGAACGUUGGACAUCAAUCACCAGAUCGUUGGCCAUUAAUUCGUCCAAUAACUGCCCAUUUAAGGUGCAUUAAAGGAGAAGAACGUUGAACAAUAACUGCAGUAACAUUUCAGAAGAGUUCUGUCCAAGCCCUUUGAUUCAGAUUAGAAGCGUUCUGAUCUGAAGCCUUCUGAUGUGGAACAGAAGGGUACAAGUAGAAAAAAGGAAAUGGAGAAAAAAAAGCAACAACGGACAAGAGAAAAUGCUCAAACUCAAGUACACUUCAGCCCAACCCGAAAAUCCCUUACUCUCUACGUCUGCAUUGAAUACUCAUAGCGCUCAUCCCGAAUAUGAGGUUACGUUCUCAUACACGGUGCCCGUUUUUCGUUCUCUUAAGUGUGACCAAGAUAUGUAUCCCCCAAAUAUGAAUCAUCAAAUGCUCCAAAGAGCCCCUCGCCGCUUAUCAGGCUUAUCAGCCAUUUCAUCAAACACAUAAUUUUUUAUUUCC
Messenger RNA from Cuscuta europaea, 917 nucleotides. Lineage: Eukaryota; Viridiplantae; Streptophyta; Magnoliopsida; Solanales; Convolvulaceae. The record is from the annotation of a GenBank genome assembly.